AGCAUGAUGUUAUGUCUAUGACCACAAAGAAAAUUGUUCCAGCGAAAAUGAUUUAGUGACAAGGUAAGAUGACCUCCUUCUUGGUUCUUCGCUGUGAAACCACGACAAACACGAUGCCUGUCCCAAGGCCCGCAGCGUCACUGGUCAAGAUGGUGAAACAAGCGUCGUGAGCACCAGCACCGGUUCCGAAAACGAUUAACGGCAACGGCCGAAACCGUUAGAAAUUCACGCUGGUACGACGGGAACCUGCGGCAGUUCUCCAAGGACUAAAAUCCUCCCGACGCCAUCCAAAUCAAAAACGGCCUAUCCUGUGCAAAAGUUUCGUACUCGUAUUGCAGUCAUGCAUUUACAAAUCCUUUUCUCAAGGUAAAUCCGCAUUACAAAUUUUAUUAUUAUUUCUCAUGCUGAGGAAAUUUGUAAUGCAUUUAUACGAAUACGAUACUUUUGCAGUUGAUACGACCCCAACGGCGACCAAACAUGUUGCGGUUUCUCAAGGGCCUUUCCGGAGAGCCGGAGUACGUGCCUCUGCCAGCGGACUUCCAGCCCGUUACCUACACGAAAGACGAACAAAAUCCUGGAUCAGGUGAAAUUUCUUUUUCAAAGUAGCACAAUUUGUCUUGCAUAAAAUUUGUGAUUCUUGUUUUGCAUCAUGACUCUGUCCUUGCAUAUCCUAUUUUCAAGUGCUCCAUGUGUGUUGCGUACCUGGGAAAAAAGAUCAGCUGGCGCUCUGAAUUGUACGAAAAAGCGCACUUUUGCAAGUUGUGCUCCGACAUGCGUUGAGAAACCUCUCUUUUGGCUACCACAAAUUCCAGGCGGACAAACGAGCGUAUCGAUGACGGUCAACACGUUCAAAGCGCUUCUCCUGCUGCACUUCCCGAAACGAGUCGCACCUGCUAUGGACUGCAAAAGUAUCGUACUCGUAUAAAUGCAAAUCUUGCAUAUGCAUUGCAAAUCUUUUAUACUAAGGCAAAUCCGCAUGACAAAUUCCAUUUCUUAUGCUAAGGAAAUUUGUACUGCGCUUAAUACUAGUACGAUACUUUUGCAUUGCAUACCUGCUUCUCUGCUACAAGUCUUACGGAUCACCGAGGCCACGACCCCACCACAAGCCUCGCCAAGUUCUGGCAGCGGAGACCGUAUCAGACGGAAAAAUCCCCCCUCCCCACAUCGAAAGGGAAGUCUGUGAUGCUGUAUUUGCGUACACAAAUCAGCUUUGUCUUGCAGUAGAGCACUGCAGGCAGAAACAAAGCCCGCAAAGGGGUGGCUUGAGGUAGUCACUUAGCAUGGCAGAUGUCUGCCCCGUUGGCGCAGCAGCAUUACAAAUCGCCUGCGAAAUGCGGCGGAAGCUCUGGCUUCGCUCUCUUGCAAGACAGACUCGAUUUGUGGCCACAAAUCAGCAUCGCAAAUUUUGAAAAGCGCGCCUCUUCGAUAUGGGGAGGGGGGAUUUUUGCUCACAAUAGACCGGUCGAGCUUGCUAGAGGAGGGAGAUUCGCUGCUACACAGUUCGCAAGGUGGCAGCCCGCAGAAUAUCGAUGACAAAAUUUGAUGGUCGAGGCAGGUUUGUCAUGCGUCGUGUUUACCUUAUUUAUUCCAAGCAUUACACGAUUCUUUUACUGGAGUUGUUGUAGCUGCAACACGACAAAUUUGCUUUUGUCUUGUCGGAUUCAUUAGGGUAACUACAUUGUAAACACGCAUGACAAGCUUGGCCACGAACCCACAAAUUUUCGCAACGAUCGGACAAGCACGGAGUUUCGGCAGCAGUCCGCGGACCCCAGUAUCAAAAUGAAAAAUUUCCCCUCCCCAUACUGAAAAGACAUACUUCUAAAGAUUUGUGAUGCUGAUUUGCGAACGCAAAUCGUCUCUGUAUUGCGAGAAGGCAAAGCCAGAGACUCCGCCAGGUUUUGCGGGAAAUUUGUAAUGCUGUAUGGCGUGCAGAGGAUAAGUCUCCCUUGCAACCAGGCGCCAACAACAAAAAGGCCCAGCCCGGGCAUGGCAUCUGCAUGCAGUCCUCUACGGCAAGAAAAUGCUGACUUGUGUACACAAGUCCUGCAUCACAGACUUCCAAUUUGAUAUGGGGAGGGGGGAUUUUUCAUUUUGAUACCCAGCAGCUGUUGUUUCGGAAGAACUUCUAGAAGAGUAUCGGACGGAAACUAUUUUCAAUCUCAGUAUGGUACUAUCAGGGGCUGAUUUUUCCUUCAAAAUGCAAAGAAAGAAAGUGAAACACAGUUCCACUAUUUUGAAUUCGAAACAUCGAAAAUUCAAAUUAUUAUUAUAUGACUGCUCACGCAUGACAAAUAAGUACUGAGUCGAGGUUUCCGUGCGAUAAACCUGGCGAAGAAAUGAUCGACUUUGUGCUCCUUCCAACACCGACUACCGCUUCUGCAGCUCAUGCUCCAAGCUGCUCGAAACCGUCUGCCGCCUCUGCAGAAGCGAGAACUACGGCAACCUCACCAGAAGCGGAGUGUAGCACCGCUAUCGCCGAUAUAUCCAGCGCAAACGUAUUGUAGCCACGUCACUUGCAAAAGCAUUAUCGCACGACCACGCUUUUUCGUUUUUUACGUCCAGGAUCAUAACAAGUUUUUCGGUUUUACCAUUGUUAUGGUCCUGCGAAGACUCAUACUGGUACCGUAGCCGUAUUUACAAGUAGUACUAUAAAUACUUUUGCAAUUGCAUAGCACCAGGAGACCAGCAAGACCACGACAGCCAGUUUUUCAUCCGAGAGUGCAACAGAACACAAGCAGGUACCACAGCCCGCGUCGAGCAAGUCAUCUGUUAACACCCUGAAAAGUGAGGCCGCGACAACGGUGCAAUCUGCUGAAAACUCCGCUGACUUAGUUCUAGUCCCAGCGUCGGCGGCUGCGGUCCCACCCGGCUUUCCAACGGGAGUCUCACCUGGCGCGGCAAAAACAAAGGACGACGAUAGGCCAACCGAUAACUAAGAAAAUGAACGAGUAGGUGGCAAGAGCUGCCUCAGCAUCGAUUUGUUCUUGUCACUGACUGUAUGGCAUAGAUAUCUUUGCAUACAACUCGAUCCUUUUCCUUUUCGUAAAGCCUGAUAUACUGUCUGACUCUGGUAAAACUGCUCGCAGUGGUCUGUAAAGUACAAAUCGAUGACAUUGCAAUUGCAUACGACGAAGGUGGCGACGGUUCGGGUGGUGGAGCAGAGCGUCGGACCCGGGUUCUUUCCAGAUGCGUCUCCUGCUACAGGUUACAACCUGAAACCAGGUGACUUCCUACCCCUGAUGUCCGAAAAGUUUGAUCUCGACGAUGAAGAUGCCUAUGAGGAUUUUCUUUUGCUGUUCCAAGACCACCUUGCCCGCUUGCCGGAAUGGCUCUACGUCGAACAGUUUCGCGAACACCUGCUCUACCGCACCGACAGCAGCAUAAGAAGGGUUGCUUAUGGUUUUCUGUGUGUCAACAGUAAUACAGGAAAAUUUGACGCUGAGGCGCUCAUUCCAUACACAGUCGCGCGGAUAACAGCAUGGGAAGAGAGCUUCGACCUCGUGCCGGAGUUAUAUCGGGAAAGGAGGCCACUCUGGGCGAAAAUCUACGAAGCAACCGAAGCGGUUCUGCGCGUGCUCAGCCAUUGCCCGGAGGCCAGACGACGCGACGAAGCUGCCCGAUCGUGCCCGAGUGGCCGGUGUGAACACUUUCACAACACAGAUGGCAGUAUUGACCCGGAGCGACUGCAGAUAAUGCAGGGAAAGUGGCAGUUGAUGAUGCAACUGCUUCUCCUGUCUCCGUCUGUUACUGGUUUUUGGCGCAGAGGGUUUUAUAGGUGGGGCAUAGGAGCACACCAACGACGAUUCCUGUCUUUACCAGACAUAGUCAUGAGACAGCUGGGCGGUCCGGAUGGAUAUCAAAUAUAGAAGAGUACACCAAUACGUUUUUUGCCAUGAGAGGUCUCGAUGCAAAGCUGCGCUGCAUUGCUCAACACAGAAGAGAGGGUCGUUUUAUUGAUCACUGAAAACACACCAGCACGUAACCACAAUUCACAGUGCCGACAUGGUUGUAUUGGUUUGCUUCAAUGCGUGAUGAUGAAGUACUGGGGAACAUAUUGCCGAAUUUUGAAGAUCGUCACACGUGGCAUCGCACCUACUACCUGUUUGAAACGGACUUGGCCGAAAUGUUGCGUAUUGCUGACGACCACCAGUCCGAAGACGAGCGGGAAAGAGCUAUCCUGGACGAAUGCGAGAGGAUUCUCGCUGCCGGAGGGCACUGUAUCAGAUUUCUGAAAAAAAACCUUUGUGCAUCCCGUGGCGGACAGUCACAUGAACCAAGCCACUAGACGCGAUCCGCUUCGUCAGGCGCGCAGUGCUCCUGCUUGUCCACCUUGUGUAUUUUUUCCCAUUAAAGGCGGCAAACUGGGGAUUAAGUUCCUUGCAUUUGUUGGCAAGGUAUCAACUGCAAAAAUGUCUGGGUCUGGAAACUUGUGAUGCAAGUGAGGGAAAAAAAUGCGCAUACUGUAAUGCACUGGCAAGCAUGACAAGUUUUUCCGUGGUUCAAAGUUGCGUACUCCGCAUGAGAAACUGCGUUUUUGCAUGACAGGCAAGAGAAGCCCUGCGCGGCCACGCAAUACAGAGCUCAGAGUCAUGCCGGACUAGCAUGACAAAUCCCGGAAUCUUCCAGACCCAGACAUUUUUGCGUUUGAUACAAUGGAAGUUGGCCGCUGACUUCUUGCACCCCUAAUGCCACGAAUUUUCAGCGCGGUGUGUGUUCUCAUGGAAACAGCCUGAAGGGAUUACGCGCAAAAGCUUUUGACUAGAUGAUACUUCAUCCAAACUACCAACCUGCUUCUCCGGUUCAGACAAGCGAUCAAGAGCAGAGCAGCGCUGACGCACCAGAUACCGACGUGGGAAAAGGCCGAUGGGUGUUACGGUCUACGCGCUGUUGGACCGAGAGGACCUUCGCAGCAGACGGGCAAGGAGCAGCAUCUUCCCGCGGACUGAUGAUUUGGACCCCAAAAGACCGUCACUUUUACUUUCCUUCGCAGGCAGGCAACAGUUGUGAAUUCCUAGACCCUCAGUACAUUCUGCAGCGGUGGUUUAUUUUUGAGGCAGAAGACAGAACUGCUUGCGCAUUUCCCUGGGCGGUGUUUUUUCGAGUAGCACGAGCGUUCAGACUGCAACUACACCACUGGGAGUUCCCCCUCUUUCCACGGACACUAGCACCGGUAGCCACCCCGUUCCGAAUGGCCAUGUUCCCACCACCUCAGUGGGCCCCAUGGGGGAGAAUUACCAACGCGGACGUGCCUCUCGGGUGUGCGGUUCCAGCUGGAUUGGUUCCUCGCAUCUUGGGAUUCCUGCCCUGGCGGUUCUUCUCGAAGAGAAGCGAAUACGAGCACCCAUUCUCAUUCAGCGACAAACGUGAUGACAAUGUGCGCAAUUGGUCCUACCGCGAUAAUAUUUUGCCGCUGCCUGAGUACCAGCGCGGAGUGUUUUUCGAACCGGUACCGGAAAGAUCUGGAGAAGAAAAUAAUUGUCCGCCGAAAAUAAUCAACGUCAACCGAAUCCUAGUUGCCUUGUUUGACUUGAUUACUACCCCCGCACCCGGAUGUGACGCCGCAUGCAGGACUGAAGAAGCCGGCAUUGCUUUUCCAUGUAAAGCAGCGGACCAACAGUCCCAUGCCCAACGUCCGCCAUUAGCAUCUACUGCAGCACGGUGGAUAAACAAGCACUCGCUCAACACCGUGAGCGUGAAUUCGCUUGUAGAUCUUGACCACGUCUUCUUCCCACGAACAGCGGGACAAACGUACACGGAAGAAGUGCGCCGCCUCCGGCGCGAAGCUCCUGUACAUCACAGGUCGGCACUUGCUGAUGACGAUGACUACCUCCGCAGAAUCGGCGAAACAUAUGCCUUCGAAAAGCUAUUUGAGCAGUACACCACCGUCAAAGCUUCUGCUGGGAAAGGCGACACGCAGGUGCUAUUCGAAGUGUGUGACUUCUUCGCGCCGUCGUGGCCCGACGAGCUUCACAAGCUCAUUGCGCUGUACAACUCCUGCAAGGAGCGGAACCAACCGCGCGAGAAUGACGAUCCCCCCGACGGUGACGAAAACGUAUCGCGAAUGGGAACUGACUACAUUCAUUACCCUGAGCCCUCGUCCUGUAGUGCCGAGCCUGUCACAGCGCCAACACUAAGAACUCGAGGAAAACCGCUUCCAGUCAUUGACAAAUCAGCCCAGACCAACACCCGCGACGCCCGGCGCAUGCUCUUCAUCUGGCGGCACCACCUGCAGCUGCUGAAGCCGAACGCGUGGACGAUGUUGGAUGUCGAGUUUUCCACCUUGCUCGCGCACGGCCGCUACGACUAUCCUCUGCAAAAUAAGUAUCGUACUCCUACCCGUAUUGCAGUCAUGCAUUACAAAUCUUUUACUUUUUCUUGAGGUAGUUCAGCAUUACAAAUUUUAUUUCGCAUGCUGAGGAAAUUUGUAAUGCAUUUAUUUUUAUACGAGUACUACGAUACUUUUGCAAUGCAUAACAGCGACUGCAGGGCAAUUCUGGAAAAACAACGGGAAAUCAUGGCGAAGUACCGAGGUGCUGCCGGGUCUGGCGUUGCGGGUCGGGCAAAGGUCAGUGCGUCUCCGCCGACGGCCUGACCCUGGGACUUGGCGGGGGACACAAGAUCGCGCCGUAGAAGCGGUUAACGCUGGGAUGAGGCGGAAGGUUUGCAGCAGAGCCGUCUUUUAUGAUUCGAUAGCACGGUGUGGAAAACACAAUGUUGAAGAGGUCGUUGAUCAUAGCUACGUGACGGGCCCCUGAGUUACAUCGCAUUCGCAAGGAGGUUUCGGCAAAAUUAUUUUCUCUCCAAGUAGCAAGAAAAGGAAUAGGAGAACGGAACAACGAAAAAAUACAGCGCUGGUGAGUAAACCUCCGCGAGGGG
This is a messenger RNA of Amoebophrya sp. A120, 6876 nucleotides long. The record is from the annotation of a GenBank genome assembly. NCBI's taxonomy places the organism in Eukaryota, Dinophyceae, Syndiniales, Amoebophryaceae.